Aspergillus brunneoviolaceus CBS 621.78 is the source of this 1143-nucleotide messenger RNA. RefSeq lists its product as uncharacterized. The record is from RefSeq and is a predicted model, not a curated record. Lineage: Eukaryota; Fungi; Ascomycota; Eurotiomycetes; Eurotiales; Aspergillaceae. The transcript has 4 exons. The coding region runs from base 1 to 1143 and encodes 380 amino acids.
AUGUCAGCGGCUCUGCCUCCCGACGAGAACCGGGCCGUGAGCCUGCUCUUAUGCUUCUGGGUCCCCUUCCCCUUCACGGUAGGGCUGGUCGUGACCCGCUUCUACUGUCGGGGCAUGCGAAAGGACCUGGGGUAUGACGACUGGACGAUCCUCGUGGCAUGGAUGCUCUACACCGCAGCGGCAGCGAUGAGCACGGCGAUGGAGCUGCGCGGCGGGGCGCGCCACGUGGCCUACCUCAGCGCGGAGGAGAUCCUGUACAUCGGCAAGAUGCAGAUCAUCAACCAGUUCCCGGCGGCGCUGUCGGCGAUGUGCGGCAAGAUCAGCGUGGCGCUGUUCAUCAUGCGCAUCUCGGGCCGCACCUCCAAGUGGCGCCGGUGGUUCCUGACCGUGCACAUCGUGCUGUACUUCUGCCUCACCGUGCUGAGCCUCUGCAUGCUGAUCGGCCAGUGCAAGCCCGUCCAGGCGCUGUGGGACAUGAGCCUGCGCACCUCGGGCCAGGCCUCGUGUCUGGACGCGCGCAUCAACACGGAUAUCACCAUGCUGCACAAAGCCUUCGGCGCAUACCUCGACUUCGUCCUCGCCCUGCUGCCGCUAAGCUUCAUCAUCGACCUAAAAGUCAGCCUCCGCAAGCGCAUCGUCCUCUUCUGCAUUCUGAGUCUGGGUAUCGUCGCAGGCAUAUGCGCCUGCAUCAAAACCAGCGAAUUCAUCCCCGCCACGGCCGGCACGGACCCCACCUGGGACGGCUACGCGCUGUACCUGUGGGCCUUCCUCGAGAUUCCCCUCGUGAUCAUCGCCGCAUGCAUCCCGCCCUCCAAGCCGAUCUGGGAUUUUCUGGUGAAGGGGCAACCCAUCCGCCCCUCCACCAACCACAGCAGCAGCAACUAUACCGCCUCCGGCGGAUCGACGGGCUCGUACCGCAUCGGGUUCGUGAAGACCUCCGUGCGCGCGCAGAAGCAGAAGCACGCCCAGAAGAAAACCGGCCAGGCGGAUGACGGGGUGAAUUUGAUUUUCCACGGGGGGAAGGGUGGCAUGGGGACAGCAACGAAGGGGAACAAGAUUCAGCAGACGGUGUUGAUUACCCAGACUUCGAGGGAGAGGGGGUCGCCCAGGCAGUCGGAGACGAGUGUGGGGAGUCCGGUUUAG